Messenger RNA from Rhodotorula toruloides NP11, 2316 nucleotides. Its product is annotated as nuclear pore complex protein Nup85. Gene Ontology annotation, molecular function: structural constituent of nuclear pore. The record is from RefSeq and is a predicted model, not a curated record. Gene Ontology annotation, cellular component: nuclear pore outer ring. Gene Ontology annotation, biological process: positive regulation of DNA-templated transcription; protein import into nucleus; mRNA export from nucleus. NCBI's taxonomy places the organism in Eukaryota, Fungi, Basidiomycota, Microbotryomycetes, Sporidiobolales, Sporidiobolaceae. The transcript is spliced from 7 exons. Bases 1 to 2316 code for a protein of 771 amino acids.
AUGGCCCUGAUACCCGCUCAAUCGCCCGCUCCUCCCGCUCCUUCUCCCCGUCCUCCUCGCUCGACUGCACCGUUGAAAGAGUCCCGCAGGCUCAUUGCGGACGCGUACACCAUCUUUGCCUCUCUUCAGCGCAUCGUCGCACAGUACGAGCAAUCGGCUCAGUCGCUCUUUGGGGUGGCAGGAGGCGGAGUGCCGCCGCCUGAACAGGUGCAGUACUAUGCGAGGGUCUGCAGGCUGUAUAGCGACGCGCUGGUGAAGCAGCUCCCGCUCAUCAAAAAUGACUCAGCCCUCUCGGCCAGCGCCAAGUCGAAGUCGCUCGCCCACCAUGCCGCCAUGCACAACGUCCUCGCGCUCGCCGAGAUCCUCUACUUCCCUACAGACGGACGAGGAGAAGGACUCGUCGCGGAGGAGCUGUUGGACUGGGUGAAUACGAUUGACCGAGCUCCAUCGACUGAGGAAGGCAACGAACUGCUCUCGCUAGCCUCGCCGUGGGACUCGCCCGCCUUCUUCCCCUACCUCACCCGCUGCCUGAUCCGCGGCCACCUCUCCUCCGCCUCCGCCCUUCUCUCCCUCCUCGUCAACCAGCACCCUUCGCCUUACCUCCAGUCCCUCGCCUCCGAUCUCGUCGGCCUGAUCGAGACCUGCCCGCGCUCGACCGCCUACCGAACCGAAAACGCCUUCGCUUCAGCCAUGCGAUCAUGGAAGUCGACUCACCUUCUCCCUACCUCCCGACGCAUCGAGGCUGGCUUUGACGGCGGACAAGGGUCUGACGACCCGGUCCUCGGCGGACCUGACAACGAGGACGAGCUGCUCACCUAUGAGCAGUCCUUCCGUUCACUCCUCGCCAUCUUCUCCGGCUCAGAAGACGACGUCCUGGAAGCUUCGUCUGACUGGCGCGAAGCGUUAUCCGCAUUCGGUCUCUGGGUCGCACCCACCUCUCUCCAUCGCACCGACCUCCCCGCCAUCGUCUCGCGCAUCACCUCGUCUCUCCACCCCGUCGACCAGUCCCUCUCGGACGAAGUAGCCCAGUCGCGUCUCUUGGAGGGCGACGUGAGCGGCGUGAUCAAGUCCCUCGUCGAAGGCGGAUUCGGCUGGCUCGCGACGCACCUCGCCGACCUCCUCUCGCAUCUCCACCUGCAAGCCUUCGACCUUCCUCCUCCUCGCCCUGCCACUGCUUCCGCCCCCGAAGACGAAGAAGAAGAACUCGGUUUGCGCGACCACCUCCUCAUCGACUAUGCCGAUCGCCUCACGGUCGAUCCAGGCUUGUGGCGUGUGUCGUGCGAGUAUUACGCGAGUUGUUCGGCUGGUGUGAAGAAGGGACGGGAGAGGGCGAGGGAGUUGAUCGGGGGUUUAGAGUUGGAGGGUCCGGGGGAUGUGGAUCUGCAGGGAGAGGCGAAGGAUGUGGGCAAGGAGGCGGAGGGGAUGGAUGUGGAGGGUUCGACGCCUGACGGAGGGGAGGAGAAGGAGAACGUCCCCGCCUCAACCAGCAAGCGGUCGAAGCGAGUCGACGAGCUCCUGCUCGUCUGCUCUGCGCUCGACCUCGACGACGAGUUUGUCGAUAUCUGCCAGCGGUACUCGGACAAGGUUGUUGAGGAUCAGAAGAGGGGCGAGAAGCGGUUUGGGGAGGCGGUUGCGUAUGCGGUCAGGGCGGGAGAUGGGAGGAGGGUGGCGAGGAUUGCAGAGAUGGUGGGCGAGGAGUACGUGAACAAGGAUCAAUCCGCGUUCGUCAAGGCAGUCGACUCGCUUCCGACUUCCCUUCUGCGCCCCGCAUCCUUCGCAAACGACGACGCCGAGCUCCCCUCGACACUCAACUCGCCCUCCGCCUUCUCCCUCUCGCACCUCCCCUCUCACACCUUCGACUCCCUCCGCCCGAUCCUCUCACACCUCUCCUUCCUCGCGCGCUACCGAGACUUCAUGGCGCUCUACGCUGUCCCGAAUCAGCGGAGGGAGGCGGCGGAGUUGUUGGUGCUGCUGCUGACGAGCGGGAUUGCGCCGAGGAAGUGGUGGCCGGUGAUGCUGCUCGACAGUGUGCCGUUGCUCGAGACCUCUCCGCCGCUCAUCACCCUCGCCGAGACCUUCGAGCUCCUCCGCAUCCUCGAAGACAUACUCGCACCCAUCGCCUCGUCCUCUCCACUCUCCGACGUCUUUGGAUCGCUCGACUUGCUCGGACGGUUGACGGAACAGGGGAAGCAGGAAAAGGCUGGGAAGAAGAAGGAGGAGGACGAGGCGGAGCGGUUGAAGAGGGCUGUGGGACAGAUGGAGGUCGUCCGAGGAGCGUUGGCGAGACACCUCGCCGUGUGUUCGUGCCUCGAGUAG